AAGAAAGAGCGCGCGUGUGAUGUGUUUGUCAGUGUUUUUCUCUCUUGCGUGUUUCACUGAGUGUUCACGAAGUCCUGUAUCUAUGUAUUUUAGUGUUGAGACGAGGCAGGACACUACAGUGUGUGACAGUAAACAGAGCUUACAGGAGGAUCAAACCUCCACAGAGUCUCUGGAUUCUGUCUGUAACGCUGGAGAACAGCAGCAGAUCCUGCAGACCAAACUGAAGAUCAAACGCAUCGACUGCACGAACCUCAUGAUGAAGAUUAAAACUGAACCAACAGCAAUAAAAACUGAACCCACGGAAAUCAAAACUGAACCCACGGAAAUCAAAACUGAACCCACAGAAGAGGAAGAUUGCACUGAUGAAGAUGAUGAUUUUAGUCCAUCAGAUGUGAAGAGUGAUUCAUGUUUGGAUAUAGAAAUAACGUCCUCAACAUCAAAAGAGCGACUGACAGAACAAACUCUUUCCUGCAUCACCUGUGGAAAGACAUUCAGCUCACAGAGACAUUUAGAGAGACAUGAGAGAAAACACACAGAACAGAAACACUUCACCAGAUCUGAGAUCAGCUUUACUACCUUACAAGAGAAGAAACUUCAUUCAGAAGACCACAGAGAGAAGAAGAAGAAGCAGUUUCACUGUGAGCAGUGUGGGAGGAUUUUUGUCUCUUCCCAUAAUCUAAAUGUUCACAUGAGGAUACACCGUGAUGAAAAGCCUUUCAACUGCACUGAAUGUGGAAAUUACUUCAGAACCAAACAAAAUCUUGAAGUUCAUCAGAGACUUCAUACUGGAGAGAAACCUUAUCACUGUAAUGUUUGUGGGAAGAGUUUUAAUCAACAUGAAAGUUUAGUGACACACCUGACAAUUCAUACAGGUGAGAAACCUUUCAAAUGCUCUCAGUGUGACAAGACGUUUACUUCUUCAGCUAACUUAAAAGUCCAUCAGAGAGUUCAUACUGGAGAGAAACCUUAUCACUGUAGUCUCUGUGGGAAGAGUUUUAGUCAAUGGGCUGCAUUACGAAAUCACAAGAGAAUUCAUACAGGUGAAAAACCUUUCAAAUGCUCUCAGUGUGACAAAACGUUUGCUCAGUCAAGUUCCUUAAAAUACCAUCAGAGAGUUCACACUGGAGAGAAACCUUACGUCUGCGCUCAAUGUGGAAAGAACUUCACUAUUUCAUCUCAAUUAAUAGUCCAUCAGAGAGUUCAUACUGGAGAGAAACCUCAUCACUGUAUAGACUGUGGGAAGAGUUUUAGUCAAGGGGCUUCAUUACAAAAUCACAAGAGACUUCAUACAGGUGAAAAACCUUUCAAAUGCUCUCAGUGUGACAAGACGUUUGCUCAGUCAGGUCACUUGAAAGCCCAUCAGAGAGUUCACACUGGAAAGAAACCUUAACACUGUAGCGGUACAUUCACACUGGUCGAAAUCGUUACCGCUUGACGGGAGGCCUGCCUGUAGCGUGGCCAACGGCCAAUCACAGUGGGCGCAACAUGUGCUCCGGUCUUCCAUAAACGUAAUUGGCUGGCUCUGCCUAGGUUAUUUGCAUAAGGCGAUCUGAUUGGCUGACGCAUGCGUUGCUGCUUGAAAUGUUGAGAAAUGUUCAACUUCUGCCGCGAGCUUCCACAGGUCAGUUCGGCAAUGCAUGACAUCACCCAUUAAUGAAUGGGAAGCAUUAACGCUUACGCACCGUGUGAAUGUACCGUAAUGUUUGUGGGAAAAGUUAAUCAACAGUCAAACUUUGUAAAGCAUCCAUGACCUUAAUAAGGUUAUGACAUCACAAACUUGUAUAAAGUUUUAAAUUUUGUUAAAAAAACAAUAAAAUAAAAAAUAACCCAACAAUUACAAAAUAAAUGGUGAAAUAAGAACAAAUAAUUAAAUUAUGAGCAAUAUUACAGAUAAAUACAACAGAACAAACAUACAAAUGAAAUGAAACAGUGCUGUUCAGGUUUUUCAGAUUGAUGUAAUAGUAGUACUGUAUUAUGGAGGACGAAAAAUGACUUAAAGUUCUUAUAUUUCAAACUUUCUAGAGUUUUAUUUUAGAUUAUAAUAUCCUUAAAGGGAUAGUUCACACAAAAAAGAAAUUUGUGUCAUCAUUUACUCACUCUCAUGUUGUUACAAACCUGUAUACAUGUCUUUGUUCUGAUAAACAGAAGGAAGAUAUUUUGAGGAAAGUUUGAAAUCGAGUCCCAUUCGCUUCCAUAGUAUUCUUUAUUCCUACUAUGAAAGUGUUGUUUUUUGACUGUUGUUUUAUGAGUGAAACUUCUGCAGUUGAAAUAACGUUACCCAUGAAAGUACACUGAACAUUAGAUUCUGUACACUACUGUAAAUGUUAGUUUAGGAAACCAAGAGACACAGAGACUAAAAGUUUUUUACCUCACCAUGUGUAAGAGCCAUAUUUCGUAGUUUUAUUGUUAAUUCAAUCUUAUAUAUGUGUUUAAAUCUUGUGAUUAAAGAGCAAAAUAAAAGUGUAAUUUGAUAUUUUGGAAAACUUUUAUCUUGAAGCUCCAGAAGAUAAUUGGUCGAGUUGACCCAAGUUUUGAGAAAGAAAGAUUGGAGCUCAUCAGCGCCCCCUUGAUGCGGUCUCCGGCAGUCAACCCAGAAGUCCUUGCGAAAGAGCAAUCAGACCAAUCGGACAAGGAAGGGAGGAGUUCACACUGACGGGCAACUCCUCCUCCCAGACUCGGCGUGACGCUUGAUCAAGUCUGUCCCAAAAUACGACUCCGGUGCACCCACGUGGACUCGUAUCAAGGGUCCCUAAAGUCUGCACUCUAUGAUGUCAUCAAAGUGUGGACUCUGAGGAGGAGGACCACAAGUCCAGAGUGUGCCAUUUGGGACAGGGCCUCUCUCGCUGAAGGGGAGUUGGCCCUUCUUGUUCGCUACAAAGAAUCGGCUUUUAGAGCCGGUUCGUUUGCGAACAACCCAUCACUAGACGUAACGUCAAUGCCUUAAAUUUGAAUUUUCAACCGGUGCCAAGCUUAUGUCAAACUCUAUUCAUCUUAAUGGUACAACCUAGAAAUUGAAGGUAAAUUCCAGACAGUCAUGUUAUGCCUACUCUCAAUCACAGUCAAGUUAAUACACAAAAUAAACGAUAAGGCAAAAUAUCAUCCAAUACUGUUUCCUGGGAUGAUAAACUCCCAUGUUCAUCAUCACAGUAAUUUAAUGACAAUCACAGUUGAAUGUAAUGUGGUAGUGAAAAGGAAAGUAAUUGUACUGGUAUCUAUAAAUGGGUUUCCUGUUUACAAACAUUACAGGGUGCGCGUGCAUCCUGGAGGCAGAAAGCUAGCCCAAUUGGUGAGCUGGUCCGCUACCACAACAACCUUAAGCUUUGAAGCUUUCUUUAUUGUUUGUAUAUAACUGCUGACUAAA
This is a messenger RNA of Misgurnus anguillicaudatus (oriental weatherfish), 3361 nucleotides long. Lineage: Eukaryota; Metazoa; Chordata; Actinopteri; Cypriniformes; Cobitidae. The record is from RefSeq and is a predicted model, not a curated record.